AUUCCCGCACGCACCCCGAUGUUCGCGCGAACCUUGAACACCGUCACCCUCGCGAGCGCCCCCGCGCGCGCGACGAAGCGCUGCGCGAAGCGCGCGACCGUGGUCGUGCGCGCCGAGGGCGAAACCGAGGCCGAGGCCGCGCCGGCGCCGGUCAAGAAGGCGGCGCGCAAGACGGAUGACCUCGCGCCGUUGUACGUGCUCGGGAACUCUGACCAGUCGUUGUCUUACCUCGACGGCUCUUUGCCGGGCGACUACGGGUUCGAUCCGCUCGGGUUGUCCGACCCGGAAGGUGCCGGUGGUUUCAUCAACCCGCAAUGGUUGGCGUACUCUGAAGUGAUCCACGGUCGAUGGGCAAUGCUCGGUGUGGCCGGUAUGGUUGCCCCGGAGGUGCUCGGCGGCCUCGGCAUCAUCCCGCAAGAAACCGGCUUGGUCUGGUACAAGGCGGGUAUGAUCCCGGCGCAAGGCACGUACGAUUACUGGGCCAACCCGUUCACGAUCUUCUGGAUCAACGCCGCGUUGAUGAACUUUGCUGAACUUCGCCGCGCGCAAGAUUACUGGAACCCGGGCUCCAUGGGCAAGCAAGAACUCAUCGGCUGGGAAAAGAUGCUCGGGGGCUCCGGCGAACCGGCAUACCCGGGUGGUUUCUUCAACAUCAUGGGCCAAGGCAAGUCCGACAUGGCGAAGAUGCGUGUCAAGGAAAUCAAGAACGGUCGUCUUGCGAUGAUGGCGUGCUUCGCGUGCGGCGCGCAAGCCGUGAUGACGGGUGAAGGCCCGGUGAAGAACUUGAUUGACCACGUCUCCGAUCCGUUCGGCCACAACUUGCUCGUGAACUUCCAAAACAUUGGCGGCGUCUCUCCGUUCUAAGCGGGUUGACAUUUAGCUAGUAGCAGCGCUUUGUUUUGUAUGUAAACACAACAAAAGCAUCAUCAAAAA
This is a messenger RNA of Ostreococcus lucimarinus CCE9901, 933 nucleotides long. It is a transcript of the gene lhca3, whose product is annotated as photosystem I light harvesting complex, chlorophyll a/b binding. Bases 19 to 864 code for a protein of 281 amino acids. Gene Ontology annotation, biological process: response to light stimulus; photosynthesis, light harvesting in photosystem I. NCBI's taxonomy places the organism in Eukaryota, Viridiplantae, Chlorophyta, Mamiellophyceae, Mamiellales, Bathycoccaceae. Gene Ontology annotation, cellular component: plastoglobule; chloroplast thylakoid membrane. The transcript has 2 exons. The record is from RefSeq and is a predicted model, not a curated record.